This is a messenger RNA of Cylindrotheca closterium, 453 nucleotides long. Lineage: Eukaryota; Bacillariophyta; Bacillariophyceae; Bacillariales; Bacillariaceae. The record is from the annotation of a GenBank genome assembly.
AUGCCAUCCGAAGCGAGAAAUCAACGGCUGGUGGACAACAUAUGUUAUGUUUUUAACGAUAUGAGUCGAACAGAAGACAACUGUCGCAAUGGUGUAGCCAUGGUUCUCAACACGAAAGGAUUCAUUGAUGGAAGGAAUCAUAACGAAGAAAGCAUAUCACUGUUCGCAAAGGCAAUUCAGGGGAAGCUGGUACCUACAAAAGUAAGAUUGAUUCUAGUCGUUGGAGCCACUAAACGAUUUGAUAACUCUUGGAAGCAGAUGAAGGAACUUCUAUCCCCAGAAUAUGUCAAGAGAUUUCAAUUCAUCUCAGAAGACAAACUUCGGGACUAUUUAAUGGAUGGAUACGAGCAAUUUCUCCCAAAUGAAUUGAAAGGAGGUUUCCGAGAUUGCAUGGAAAUGGCUGAAGACUACAGUGAUCUAAAAAUGUAUGAAGAAAGAUCCCAAGAAGACUGA